Messenger RNA from Spea bombifrons (plains spadefoot toad), 2558 nucleotides. RefSeq names its product golgin subfamily A member 6-like protein 7. Bases 552 to 2207 code for a protein of 551 amino acids. The record is from RefSeq and is a predicted model, not a curated record. Lineage: Eukaryota; Metazoa; Chordata; Amphibia; Anura; Pelobatidae. The transcript has 4 exons.
GCAGGUGUACCCCUGUAUCUGCAACAACAGCCAGGCAGACACAUUCCUACUGGCUCACUGUGGGUCCCAUCCGGCCCCCGUCUAGUCGCCCGUUUCUCCCACGCAUGUUUAAUACCCUCGCUGUAUUACCCUCUACCACUUCUGCUCGGAGGUAAUUCCACUUAUCUACCACCCUAUCAGUAAAGUAAAACUCCUUCACGUUCAUCUAAACCAAUACAGCACGGCCGUGUGAGAUAAGGGGCAUUAUCUCCGUUUGCAUAAACACUCCCCCUGUGGUAAACCUGUGGUCUCCAGACUGGGCGGAAUUUAUACUUUCCGUUUCCCAAAAAAAUAUUUACUAGAGAAGUGAGAGUCGGGGAAACGGCGCGUCGUGUUUUUGGGUUCGUUUGACGAAGAUUCCCGAGUAACUUUCCUGCAGAGUCUCGCAGUCGCUUCCGGGUAGCGUCUACCUGAAGUAUCGUCUCUAAGUCGGUACCAUAUAUCACGUGGCGAAGGAUUCAGCUUUCGGGUGGUCUGACCGUCUGCGGAAGCCGAACAGCCGAAUUACCGAUAUGGAGACCUUACGAGGCUUAGUUUCCCAUAAGAAUAAAAACACAACCGAGAAAGACCAAUGGGAGGAGGUGCAGACGGCCUGGUAUAAGUUAUGUUUUUCAGAGUCAGAACCUUGGAGGGUUGAAAAUUUCUUAGAAAAGAAUCCAUGGUCCGACUGGUGUGAGGCUUUGGAUAAAUGGAUGCGUUCUGGAAAGAAGCCACCUAAAUCAGAAAAGCAGCUUUCCAGGCUCUGGUCAGCACUAUCGUACGUGGCAGCCGUGACCUCCACAGCUUUAAAAGAAGCAAAGAAAACCUCAGAAGAAUUGGGUACAACCAAAACGGAGUUGAUGGCGUAUAAGAUCCAGGUCUACAAGGAACAAAACAAGGUAAAAACUUUGGAGGAGCAGAUACUCAACUUGACCCGUCAGGUUUCCUGGUCAGAAGAAAACCUAAAAGAAAUGUCAGAGAACAUAGUGGAUUUCCAAAGUCAACUGCGAGAGAAAGAACAGGCAUUCCGGGUGGCAUCCAACGACCUGCACGGUAAGGUUCUAGAUCUGGAAAAUCAGCUGCGGAAGAAAGAACAGGCAUUCAACGACCUGCAGGGUAAGGUUCUAGAUCGGGAAAAUCAGCUGCGGAAGAAAGAACAGGCAUUCCGGGUGGCAUUCAACGACCUGCACGGUAAGGUUCUAGAUCUGGAAAAUCAGCUGAAGGAACAAAAGAAACGCGUCAGGCUAUACAAAGACGAAAGAGAAGUCCUGGAGAGAAAAGUGGCCGAAAUGAAGAGCAACUACGAUGAGGACAACAAAACGGUGGUCCUCUUCCGCGAUGCUUCAUUCAAGCAGGAAGGUCCGAGUAGAAAGUGUUGGCUACCUUUGCCUGAGAUUGACCAAGAAAUCAGUUUAACUGUGUGCGAGGUCAUGGAGGUGGCCGACAGAAUGGGCCCCGUUAUGGCCGGGAAUGUUAUCGAGUGGCUGUACAGGUGCUACUUGGAAAAGAAAGUGGAAGGUUGGACCAACAGAGAUGUAACGAGAGUGUUGCGUAAGUGCUUGGCUGUUAACUUGUUCUCUGUGCUGCCCGAGGAGGUGCAGACGGGAAGGGCUCAGUGGCUGGUCAUCUGCCAGCACGUUGUGAAUGUCUUCAAUCCAACGGAAAGCGUGGAUGAGAUGCUCAGAUACGAGAAAAAAAGAAUAACGGAGCCGGUCGGCCAGUAUUUUGAUCGCAUGUGGAUGAUGUAUCUCAUCGUAAAGCAAAGUGAGAACGUCUCCAGAGAUGACCGUGAGUACAGACAAUUGAUCUGGAGAGGCUUGGACUCUCGUCUGAUGAUCUUCGCACCAGACUAUCGCUUAUCCAACUACGCAGAGUUUGAAAAAAGGUUGCGCCCCUACGAUAAUUCAAUGGAGGAAGAGGAGGCGGAUUGGCGUAUUAAGGCGAGGAAGGCAGGGGUGGGAUGUCCGCCCCGCUGGAGUAUCUGGAGAAGGUUGGAGGCUUAUGAGGACCCCCGUCAGACAGUCAAUAACGCCCCUUAUUGGAAACUGGUGGUUCGCCUAAGUAAAUUUGAAGAUCUUGAAACAAAGAUGCCCCUUAAACCAACUACAACCGCUGAUGCCCCCUGCAAUCAUUUAAAAGGGGAACCCGUAAAGGAUCUCUCUACCACUGGUAUGCUGGGGCAAAUUUAACCCCUCUGGAUAUGGUCCGGCCACCAAUCCCACCACCCUUUAGCAAGCUGGAGAAGUCUUGUAGAUUAAUGUGUCCUCUAGAAGCGUGCCUUUGGUUUUCCCUCCUUUCGCUCUCGGCUUGUGUUCGCUGGAAUAGAAGACUCCGAUUGAACGUACAUUGCCUGUACACACAGCCCGAUCCCAGUUGUGGUUAGAAGACACAUCUGAAGGUACCGGCGACCCGACUGGGGCAACUUUAUGAGCCGUGAGAUAUUCGUGUGGGAUGAUGUUGUGGGUCUUCUGAUCUUCUGUAUCUUUACAAUCAUUAUUACUUUGUGUUUCGCACAUUCCUAAUAAAUCUACAGCCUCGUA